Molecule: messenger RNA, 2385 nt
Organism: Symbiodinium natans
Lineage: Eukaryota; Dinophyceae; Suessiales; Symbiodiniaceae
Source: the annotation of a GenBank genome assembly
AUGCUGGGGCCUCCAAGAAGAGGCUACACGUUGAUUCGCAUCUCAGUGCAGGCAUGCAUCAACUUCCCCACGCGCUCAUUGAAGAAGUCAGCCAGGAAGAACCUCUCAGUCAAGGUUGCGGAGCUGCCGCCCGACUCGGUGUCGGAUCCGGAGCUGCCGAUUCCCGCCAUCUUCGAAUUCCGGAAUGGCGAGCUGUCGGAAGACGACCAGGUGUCCUUUGACCCUCCUCGCUUCUUUCAGACAGACUUGGAGUCGCACAGUGCCUGGAAUUUGGACUUCAAUGUUUGCGACGGGCACGGCAAUGUCAUUGGCUGUGCAAAAAUCGGGGUUGGCGAUCUUGCAAGAAGGAAUGCGUGGCGGCUGCUUUUGCAGGAUCCAAGCGCAUUCAACCCCUUAUAUACUUCGGACAUCACGAGCAGCCACCAGUACCGGAAGUUAACACGCCGCGGCGAGACCGUGCGCCGACCGACGUUAUUGCUGCUUGCGGUCGAAAUUCUCGGUGGUGUGCAGGAGGAGGACGUCCAGCACCGGCGCUCGUCAUCGUGGCAGCGCACCCGUCCAGCGGCGGGCAUGGUCAGGCCCAGGAGGCUUGAUGACCGGACUCGCGUCAUGGUAAUGACGAGGGGCACCCGUGGUGAUGUCCAACCUUUUGUGGCCCUGGCACGCGGGCUGAUUCUGUACCACCACUGCGAGGUGACCAUCUGCACCGAGCUCACGUGGAAGAGCUUCAUCAAGGAGUUCAGAGACGGAUUGCCUCAGGGCACGUUGUUAUUCCGGCCAUCGGGUGGCGACACCAUGGCACAGACGCGGACUGCCAUCAGCAAGCUGAUCACUUGGGAAGGCCAGCACUAUGAUUUUCUACAGUCGCUGAUCUUCUCUGCUCAGGAGCGGAACUUCUUCCCUUCCGAAGGAUGCUUCUACUUCUGGGCAGCCGAAGAGAGGCCUGACUUCAUCAUCUUCGGCUUCACAGUGUGCCACCUGGCUAUGCUGGUCGGCGAGGCCCUGAGCAUCCCAAUCGUGGGCUUCAUUUGUCAGCCGGACCACAAGAUCGAGGAGCGCCGGGACACGUCCACUCACAUCGACCAGCUCCUGGAGCCGACGCGCAAGGCGAUGAACUCGGAAGGCUUCAACGCAGCGCUGAUGAGCGUCAUGCAGCAGAUGUCAGUGGGAGGGCCGAGUCUGAACUGCCUGCGGCGGACCCGCGGGCUAAUCACCGUCCCAGCGGGACUUACUGACAGCAUGGUCCACUUCGACGAGCUCCAGAAGCAGGGGGUGCCCAUGAUUGUGCCCAUCAGUCCCGUCGCAGUGGGGGACUACGCGCACCAACUUCAGCAAUACAUCCUCACAGACUUCGUGUAUCUGCGAACUGUGAAAGAUGUUCUUGAUGCUGAGCUUGUGGGAUUCGUUCAUCAAGCGAAAGCCAUUGGAAGGCGAAUUCUGCUCAUCACCUUCUCGUCAAUGCCAGUCGGAGAAAGGAUGAUUCUCGAGCUGGCUCUUGAGGCCUGCAACUCCGACCAGCUUCUCUUCCCGCCGAAGCCACCUGCACCCAACGGCCCAAAGCUUGCCAUUGCGGUCAUUGCUAUGACAGGUGGCCAGAACCACGACAAACCCAGCGCGGAGUGCCUUGAGCGCUGUCAACAACUCUGCAAGGAUGGCCGCCUCCUCAUGCGGAGCAAAGGUGCCUCCUUUGCGGCGUUGUUCCCGCUCCUGGAUGCUGUCAUUGGUCAGGGUGGCCUGGGCGUCACCUCUGAGGCCCUGCGGGCCGGCGUGCCGGUGAUUACGAGUGGCAUUCUGCUUCUGGACCAGCGCUGGUGGGCUGCACGGGUGAAAGACCUCGGCUGUGGCUCCAAACCGGUGAAGGUUGAUCGCCUCCUCAAGUGGGACUACAACGUGGGCGCACCACGUGUUGUUGGCAUGCUGCACAAAGCACUACGGGACGUGAGCGACGAUGGUCAACAAACCUGGACGCAGCGAGCGAAACAGGUUUCCAUGAUGUUGCAUCGGGCAGCAGGCCCUGAUCCCGACGGCAUUCUGCGGAACUCGCAGGCUGUGUUCCAAGCCGGUACACAAGAUGCUGUGACGCUUGAGGAGUGCUAUGCCGAGGGCAGGGAUUGCUGCUCUUGCUUGAGUCGCCAAGCCCGGUGCUGCUGCCGCUGCAUUGAGCAAUGUCUCCGUUGCAUCUUCUUCAUGAACGUUCCAACGAUGUUGUACGUCUGCGUCUUGUUCGUUGCACAGUUCGUCUGCUGCCUACCUUGUCGGCGGGUUUGCUGUCAGGGGAGGAGAUCAAAGUGCUUGGCUGCCAAGGAAGAGCCAGAGGAGGAAGACUCCAAUGUGACGGAUUCAUGCGAGGAGACUGAGAGCGAAGACAGCUCUUCUGUUCCAUGA